Pteronotus mesoamericanus is the source of this 2911-nucleotide messenger RNA. It is a transcript of the gene WNT7B, whose product is annotated as Wnt family member 7B. Lineage: Eukaryota; Metazoa; Chordata; Mammalia; Chiroptera; Mormoopidae. Gene Ontology annotation, molecular function: frizzled binding; cytokine activity. The coding region runs from base 1 to 1698 and encodes 565 amino acids. The transcript is spliced from 5 exons. Gene Ontology annotation, cellular component: extracellular region. The record is from RefSeq and is a predicted model, not a curated record. Gene Ontology annotation, biological process: positive regulation of JNK cascade; neuron differentiation; cell fate commitment.
AUGCAAACAGACGUGGCAGUGAGGGCCCGGGAUGCUGGGCAAUGGCCUGGCCGGGAAGACAGCCGGCCCUCGCUGCUCCUCCGUGCCAGCAGCUGCGCGGACUGUUCGGCCCGCUCCGCGGAUGAGGCCGCUGAGGCCCGGAGGCGGUCACCCUGCGCCGGCCUCCGUGGCAGGGCCCAGCAGGGUCCUCGGGCCCUGGGGGUGCCGUGCAGGGCUCCCCCUGAGCCUGUGAGCGGGAGUCGCUGUACAAUUCAGCAGUCCCCUUCGCUGCUGCAGAGCCUCAGCCCGCCAGCGCCCGGAGUGGAACCAGGGAGGACGCCCGACCCGGCGAGCAGUGCCCGAGCCUCAGCCGUGGCCUGGAAGAGCCUGAGCUGGCGUCCCCGGCUCCCAUCUGAUGACGCCUGUGGGCCUCUGUCCCUUUCAGAUGCUUCCCUCCCGCAUGGCUGUCCCUGCUCCCUACACCACUGCACGCGCCUCCCAGGGCAGGGUGUCCGGGUGCUGGAGAGUCCUGCCAUCCGGGCCCAGGCUCCUGGAGGGAAGGAGCCGGGGACAGGGCCCUUCUGUGCUCCUGCUGGGACACCCUCGUCCCUACCCACCACCCCUAGUGCCGCCUCCCGGGUGUUCGUCCCCACCUUCGCUCGGCCUGGUGCAGGGUACCUCCAGCCCGGGCCAGUGGAGGGCGAAGCCAUCGGCCAAAAGCGGGCCGAUGGUGCUGCAUUAGCGCUGUCGUCCGUCGUGGCCCUGGGAGCCAACAUCAUCUGCAACAAGAUCCCCGGUCUGGCCCCGCGGCAGCGCGCCAUCUGCCAGAGCCGGCCCGAUGCCAUCAUCGUGAUCGGCGAGGGCGCGCAGAUGGGCAUCAACGAGUGCCAGUACCAGUUCCGCUUCGGGCGCUGGAACUGCUCCGCCCUCGGCGAGAAGACCGUCUUCGGGCAAGAGCUCCGAGUAGGGAGCCGUGAGGCCGCCUUCACGUACGCCAUCACCGCGGCCGGCGUGGCCCACGCGGUGACCGCCGCCUGCAGCCAGGGCAACCUGAGCAACUGCGGCUGCGACCGCGAGAAGCAGGGCUACUACAACCAGGCCGAGGGCUGGAAGUGGGGCGGCUGCUCGGCUGACGUGCGUUACGGCAUCGACUUCUCCCGGCGCUUCGUGGACGCGCGUGAGAUCAAGAAGAACGCGCGGCGUCUCAUGAACCUGCACAACAACGAGGCGGGCAGGAAGGUUCUGGAGGAGCGCAUGAAGCUGGAGUGCAAGUGUCACGGCGUGUCGGGCUCCUGCACCACCAAGACAUGCUGGACCACGCUGCCCAAGUUCCGUGAGGUGGGCCACCUGCUCAAGGAGAAGUACAACGCGGCCGUGCAGGUGGAGGUGGUGCGGGCCAGCCGCCUGCGGCAGCCCACCUUCCUGCGCAUCAAGCAGCUGCGCAGCUACCAGAAGCCCAUGGAGACGGACCUGGUGUACAUCGAGAAGUCGCCCAACUACUGCGAGGAGGACGCGGCCACGGGCAGUGUGGGCACCCAGGGCCGCCUGUGCAACCGCACCUCGCCUGGCGCGGACGGCUGCGACACCAUGUGCUGCGGCCGCGGCUACAACACGCACCAGUACACCAAGGUCUGGCAGUGCAACUGCAAGUUCCACUGGUGCUGCUUCGUCAAGUGCAACACCUGCAGCGAGCGCACCGAGGUCUUCACCUGCAAGUGAGGGGCCGCGGCCACAGCUGCCCGCUGCCGCGUUUGCACACGGGCCCCCACCUUCCCUGCUCCGCGCUGCCGGCUGGGGCAGAGGUGGCUGCGGAAGGCGGGGCUCCCACCGGGCCUGUCACUCUUUCCCUGUCCCCAGCGGCUCCUUCCUGCCAUUCCUGUCGCUUCCUGUGGCAGAACAGUGCCCGCGACCCAGCCGACCCCGCCAAGGUGUCCUUGACGGGGCCCAGUGAAUUGAUUUCUUUUCUUCAGGAAAGGGACACACGUAUCCCCAGAAAGCAAAGCGACGACAAGACUCUGAGUGUGCCCCUCCCCCACCUGGUGGCACAGACAUGGAAAUGCCACGCCGGCUGCCCCACCCCGCUCCCUGCGUGAGACUGUUUCCCAGGCCACAUCAGCCGCAGGGCCCGGGGGCGGCCUGGGCAGGUAUUGAGAAAAAUUAUUUAUGUUUCCAUAGUAUCAGAAGAGGACUCUUAGCGUGAAGGUGUAGCUGGUCCUGACCCCGUACUCCAUGCUAGCGCCCCUCUGCCUGCCGCUUCCUCCCCUGGACGCGCCGGGGCACCCUGUGGGCCCUGCCCCGAGGCAGCUGGCUGUGUGCGAGCGGUCCCCGGGUGAGCUGAGCAGGGGCUUGGUGACCGACAUGGCCCCCAAGGGCCUUUAAGGACAGCUCUGGACAGGGACCUCCGGCCCCCCUUCUCUCCUUUUAGAAAAACCUUAUCAAACGAAUCAAAAUGUCAUCCGCAUUAGGUUGUGGGAGGGCUGUAUCCCCUCCCUAACGCUGUGGCCCUCCCAGCCCCUUGCCAGCCUGGCACCUCGCCGUUUACAGACCCCCCGCCCCUGCGGCCAGCCAGACCCCGGGACAGAGCUGUGCUGGGGGGCCGGGGAACUGGGAGUAGUUCAGGGCAUUUGCCUCAUGUGACAGAUGGGGACACUGAGGCCCAGAAUGGAGCACUAACCAGAGUCCCCCACGGUGGCCCCCAUGGCUUGAGAAAUCCAACAGCACCCUCCCUUCGCUGCCAGCCUCCCUGGGGUCUGCACCCCGCCAAGAGGUGCCUUUGAGGGCUGUCAGUGGACUCUUUGCCUGCCCUGGCCCUUCCAACUUUCACCCGGACCUCGGUGUGGAGGACACCUGGCUCCAGGGCCGCCCCGGACGCUGCCUGCGGUGUGCCCACACCACGCAGACCCUCCCUUGAAGCCCAGCUCACCCCGCAACC